AGAUAAACUAAAGCACACUUUAAAAUGUCAUGGUAAUAUUUACUUUUCGAUAAAUGAUUUGUCAUGUCUGUUCCAUAAAUUUAUUAUUUUAAAAAUAGCUGUUUAAUUCACAGUAAGUCUGGAUAGUCAUUGAGUAUUAUGCUGUGAUUGCGCAUUUUCCCACAGUACCCGAACGCAGCAAAAAACCUGGUGACCGAGGAGAGAAUCUGAAGGGAGCUGCUCCGCAUCAUUCCACAUCGUUGGUGGAGACAAGCUCCGUGUCAGCGGAGAUAUGGAGACGCCGGGCAGGACAGUAACCACCCAGGACGCCCUGGACUUCACCGUGGAAAACGUAGAGAAGGCCCUCCACCAGUUAUACUACGAUCCAAAUAUAGAAAACAAGAAUCUGGCCCAGAAAUGGCUAAUGCAGGCACAGGUUUCGCCUCAGGCUUGGCAGUUUUGCUGGGUCCUGCUGAGUCCAGAUAAGGUGCCAGAGAUCCAGUAUUUUGGUGCUAGCGCCCUUCACACCAAGAUCUCCCGCUACUGGUCUGACAUCCCCACAGAUCAGUAUGAGUCUCUGAAGACCCAACUGUUCUCUCAGAUAGCCUGCUUCUCCUCCGGCUCCAAGAUGGUGCUCACCCGCCUGUGUGUGGCUCUGGCCUCUCUGGCCCUGAACACAAUGCCUGAGGCUUGGCCAGACGCUGUGGCAGAGAUGGUGCGGGUGUUCCAGGAAGAGGGGGGAGGAGUGGAUGCUCGGGCACGCUGCCUAGCUCUGCUGGAGCUGCUCACUGUCCUGCCCGAAGAGUUCCAGACCAGCCGCCUGCCGCAGUACAGAAGAACACAGGUUCGAGGUGCCCUUGGUCGGGAGUGGGUCGUAGUGUAUCCCUUACUGCAGCAGCUGUUACAGCGGACAGACACUCCUGGGGCGGUAAAAGCUCGCGUUCACCGCUGCCUCUCAUCCUGGGUGCUGCUGGACGUGUCCCUCAGUGACAGUGAAGGCCUGGUCCAUGACUGCUUCAGUGCACUGCCCGACCCGGAGCUCUUCGACACGGCCGUAGAAGCUAUUGUUAACGCCAUCUCACAACCUGACUCCCAAAGAUAUGUGAACACUUUGCUGAAGCUGGUGCCUCCAGUGCUGGCCCUGCAGGAGCAGCUCAGGGAAGCGGUGCAGAAUGGAGACAUGGAGACCUGCCACGGUAUCUGCCGGAUCGCUGUCACACUCGGAGAGAACCACUCCAGGACUCUGUUGGAGCAGGUGGAUCACUGGCAGAGUUUUCUGGCACUCGUAAACAUGAUCAUGUUUUGUACUGGAAUCCCCGGCCACUACCCCGUCAACGAGACAACCAGCUCCCUCACUCUCACAUUCUGGUACACGCUCCAAGAUGAAAUCAUGUCGUUUGAGUCAGACAAGCAGGCUGUUUACCUUCAGGUCUACAGGCCAGUCUUUUUUCAGUUGGUGGAUGUCCUACUACACAAAGCUCAGUUCCCAUCCGACCACGAGUAUGCGUCGUGGUCUUCGGAUGAGAAAGAGCAGUUCAGAAUCUACAGGGUGGACAUCUCAGACACACUCAUGUAUGUGUAUGAGAUGCUGGGAGCGGAGCUGCUUAGUAACCUGUAUGAUAAGCUGGGUAGACUGUUGACAAAUCCAGAGGAGCCGACAUCAUGGCAGCACACAGAGGCUCUGCUGUAUGGCUUCCAGUCUAUAGCAGAGACGAUAGACGUGAACUACUCUGAUGUGAUCCCAGGUCUAAUAGGACUGAUACCCAGGAUCAGCAUUAACAAUGUCCAGUUGGCUGACACGGUAAUGUUCACAAUAGGCGCUCUGGCUGAAUGGCUGGCCGAUCACCCAGUGAUGCUCAGCAGUGUUUUGCCGUUGGUGCUUCAGGCUUUGGGAAAUCCAGACCUCUCUGUUUCCUCCGUCUCUACACUCAAGAAAAUCUGUAGGGAAUGCAAAUAUGACCUGCCGCCUUAUGCAAACAACAUAGUAGCAGUCUCUCAGGAGGUGCUUAUAAAGCAGAUUCACAAAACGAGUCAGUGCAUGUGGCUAAUGCAGGCGUUGGGGUUCCUGCUCUCUGCUCUCCCUGUGGAGGAAAUCUUAAGAAACCUUCACUCGCUCAUAACACCGUACAUUCAGCAGCUGGAGAAGCUAGCCGAUGAGACGCCUAAUCCCUCUAAUAAACUAGCGAUCAUUCACAUAUUGGGGCUGCUGUCCAACCUGUUCACAACACUCGAUAUCAGCAAGCAGGACAACGACUCAGCGGACGGCUCAGCCCCACCUGUCAAAUCUAGCCCACCCUUACCUGGACCAAAUCCGGUGGUGGUGGUUCUGCAGCAAGUCUUUGCUCUCAUACAGACGGUCCUCAGCAAGUGGCUCACUGACUCGCAAGUUGUAGAGGCGGUGUGUGCCAUCUUUGAAAAGUCGGUAAAAACGCUCCUCCACAACUUUGCCCCCAUGGUGUCCCAGCUGAGUGAGAUGCUUGGACAGAUGUACAGUACAAUUCCCCAGGCCUCGGCGCUCGACCUCACAAGACAGAUGGUGCAUAUCUUUGCCAGUGAGACGGACCACUUUCCGCCCAUCAAGGCUCUGUUUGAGCUGGUUACCUCAGUAACGCUGUCCAUCUUCCAGCAAGGACCCAGGGAUCAUCCUGAUAUUGUUGAUUCAUUUAUGCAACUCCAAGCUCAGGCCCUCAAACGGAAGCCCGAUUUGUUCUUGUCUGUGAGUCUUGAUGUGAAAGCGGUUUUCCACUGUGGAGUUCUGUCGCUCAAAUUUCCUGAAGCUCAGACAGUGAAGUCAACAUGCUUGUUCUUUACUGAACUAUUAAGUCACUGCUCGGACGUGCCGCCGUUGGCCAGGGUGGUGCAGGACGAUGGCAAGUUGCUGGUUCAGGCUGUGUUGGAGGGUAUUGGGGGCGGAGCAUCUCGCAGCCUGAUGGACCAAUAUGCAGAGGUUCUGUUUUCUCUGAACAAGCACUGCUGUUCUCUGCUGGUCAUCUGGUUAAAGGAGUCCCUGCAGCCUCAGGGGUUCCCAUCAUCCCGAGUCACAGCAGCACAAAAAAACCAUUUCUCGCAGCAGAUACUUCGAGAGCGGGUGCAGAAGAGGAGGGUGAAGGACCUCGUCAAAGAGUUCACACUCUUGUGCAGAGGGCUCCACGGGACGGAGUAUGCUGCUGAUUACUAAAAUUUGACCAACUCUUAAACUGACCUAACCUCUGCCCUCAGUGCAAACCAGCUGGACACCACAACAACACUGUUCUAGCCAACAACCCCGUCAGCAACACUACCACGUGAUGAUUGUAAAACCACCCGACACCCAGGAGCAGGACAAACCGUUUCCGCCCCGACCAGUCUGUAGAUCAGCAGAUCUACACACCUUGAAGAGGCUGACCUGUCGCUGCAGAAUCCUUCUCUUUCUGUGUUGAGAUUGAUCGUUUUCUGUCUCUCUUCUUCCUUAGAGGCCUUUUUCUUUAAAGAGCUCUAAGCAGCACACUCAGCAUGCUGCCUCACCGUCUCCCUCUAUCUCUGUCCCGCCUUCACAACUCUUCCUGUGGUUCCUGGGCUGAUUCCGGGCGUAACGAAAUUCCUUAUGAAAUGGUUGUUGUGUUGUACUUAGCGAUGUGACUGAUUAAUUUUCAAACGAAAUGAAAUGAAGUAUAUAAACAUAUAUGUACACGUUUAAAGGGGUUGUGUCGGCAUUUUAGCUGCUGCUAUCGGAAAGACUCGGAGAAGACCAUUGUCAGAAAUAUGAUUCAGCUCAAAACAAAGUUCAAGGUUUAGAAUCCAAGACUCCAGAACGUCAGUCCGAGACGUGAUUGCGAUCAUGUGUACGUUAAGUUUUUAAUGCGGCCAGUAGGUAAAGUCUUCCUUUGGAAACUGGAGGGUCAUCUUUUCCCGGGCAUAUUACUUUCUCUGAUGAUUAUGAAUGGGUUUGUUUGCUUUAUGGGUCUGUUGCUGCUUCAGUGUGGAAAUUGUGAACUUGUGCAAUUAGGACUUAUGUGCAGGAUUAAAAAAAAAAAGAAAGAUAGCAAUAAUUGGUCUCUAACAUUAUGAGAGCGCUCAAAUAGAUUAGUCUCGUAACCAUAGACGAAAACAGCAAAAAGGCAAAAAGUAUUUGGGAUCAAGUACAAAUAAACUAUGAGUGAGUUCUAGGUGCAACUCGUGUGCUGGAUAGUAGAGAAGUAGAAACUGGAUGUGAUGUUACCAUCUGUGCACUUGACUACUACUUUGAUGUGGAUGAUACUUUUUUUCCCUGACACAAUUUAAAGCUGAAUGUUGCAUAUUGGACCUUUUUAUAGAAGUAAUGUUUACUUUACUGAAUCCUAUUACAAAGUCUGUAUUGCCAAGUUAUCAUGAUAUAUUGUUCUUCAGACUUUUUUUUUUUUUUGUCAAGUAUGCCUUUCCUGAAGUAGUCAUCUUCAAAUCACUAAGUCACACCCAGUCAGACUCAGGUCUUCUUCCUGGGUUGCGGACUACAGAUUUAUGCAGUUACCUCUAAGGUAAAGCAGGACUGCCUAGAGCGAUGGCUGGAGGUAAAAUGACUGGUAAGCUGACAGCAGGGAAAAUGCACAGGAUGUAAACAUUCAGGACAUAUUUGGGGGAAGGGGGGGAUAUAAUGCUGACGAUGGGCUUGUUAGUCACUGUUACUGUGCAUAAAUAUUUAUCAUGUUGUGAAUACUAACAGUUAUUUGCAAACUCUUCUUUGUAUUUGAGCGUAUGUGUGUGUAUAUACCUGUAUGAAAGGCUGUGUGUGCACAAAUGUAACGUUCCACUUGCUCAGUGCACUUAUGUUGGACCUAUAGUACACAAACCUAACUUCCUCCUGUCUCUAUAAAUAGAGAGCCCCCCCGCCACCCUUUUUUUUUCUUCAAAUUUACAAAUCAAACUUUUUUUCUAAUAAGAUGGCCGCACAUAUCCUCUAUAUGCCCACUGCAGCUGAUCCCCUCCAUUUUUUUAUCAGAAUAGUUCAUGACUUAUUUCCAUAACUUAUUAUCAAAUCAUAUUGUAAACUCAUGUUCACUCAUCUGCGUCACUGCCUUGAAGGGGACAAAGGAUUAGAGAAAGUCAUUUUGCAUCUCCCAACAUGCUUGGAUGUUACAUCGGAGAUAAAAAUUCAUUUUGGGGAUUUGGGGAUUGUAAAAUAUAUCGAUUCUAAUCCUGUUGUCCUGUCCCAGGUGCCUGCAGACAUGUAGCAUGCAUGUGUUUUAUGGGGGUUUCUGGGUUUGGGUGACAAAACAAAUACAGCGUUUUAAGACACUAAGAAAAGAAACAAAAAACAUGAGACCAGAGGCAGACAUCAGAUGUAAAGUAAAACGGCCCUGGCUCAGAGUCUAAUUCCAACUGUGAAUCAGUGAACGUUCAACUAUGAUCUUGCUUGUCUGUGAUGUGGCCUCAUUCUGGGCUGAGAAAUACAGUAGAUGUAAGGUCGUAAGAAAACGUUGGAGGUGAAGGAGUGGAGGAAGAUGUGAAAUGUACAUUUCUUUUUGUACUUGGCUUUAAUUUAUUAAAAUAUAUUCAAGGCUGUA
Messenger RNA from Cynoglossus semilaevis (tongue sole), 5498 nucleotides. It is a transcript of the gene ipo13b, whose product is annotated as importin 13b. The record is from RefSeq and is a predicted model, not a curated record. NCBI's taxonomy places the organism in Eukaryota, Metazoa, Chordata, Actinopteri, Pleuronectiformes, Cynoglossidae. Gene Ontology annotation, molecular function: small GTPase binding. Bases 272 to 3157 code for a protein of 961 amino acids. Gene Ontology annotation, cellular component: cytoplasm. The transcript has 23 exons. Gene Ontology annotation, biological process: protein import into nucleus.